Molecule: messenger RNA, 3843 nt
Organism: Cryptotermes secundus
Lineage: Eukaryota; Metazoa; Arthropoda; Insecta; Blattodea; Kalotermitidae
Gene: Klp3A
Product: chromosome-associated kinesin KIF4
Exons: 21
Coding region: 254-3688 (1144 amino acids)
Biological process (GO): mitotic spindle organization; microtubule-based movement
Molecular function (GO): microtubule motor activity; microtubule binding; ATP binding
Source: RefSeq, a predicted model, not a curated record
UGUUCUGGCGGUGAAGUUCGUAACGGUCGGUGUUACUUUUCGUGAAUAUAGUAUUUAUGUUUGAGAGAAAAAUAAAAUAACUGAACGAGCAUGCUUAUGAAAACCUGAAGAGGUUCGAGUAAUCGCUCUGUAAUUCGUGUCACUGGACUGUAAACUGUCUGAAUAUUGCUGAGUGGUGUUUUCAAAUCCGGACGUCUAUAGGAAGUAAUUAGAAGGAGUUUAACUGUAUAUAAAUAUUUUGAACACUCUGACAAUGACAGAAAAUGGUAUGUCAGUGCAGGUCGCUCUUCGGAUCCGACCAUUAGUUGACAGCGAAAUUUCUAGAGGCUGUCAACUGUGUUUGCAUAAAGUACCUAAUGAACCUCAGGUACAAGUACAAGGAACAGACCAUUCUUUUACAUAUAAUUUUGUUUUUGGACCUGAAGACAGCCAGGCAUGCAUCUAUAAUUGUGCCGUAAAAGAUUUAGUUGCAAGAUUAUUCAAGGGAUACAAUGUAACAGUUCUUGCAUAUGGACAAACUGGUUCGGGUAAAACAUAUUCAAUGGGUACUACUUACACUGGAGAUGGCAAUAUGGGUGUCAUACCACGGGCCAUAAAUGACAUAUUUGAUAAAAUCAAAGAAAUGAAGAAUUGGGACUUCAGAAUCACAGUAUCAUUCAUGGAGCUUUAUAAGGAGCAAUUGUUUGACCUUUUGGGAACAAACAAAUGUGCGGUUGACAUCAGGGAAGACGGGAAAGGAAUACGGAUUCCUGGUCUGACUGAAAUUCCAGUUUCUUGCGUAGAUGACACUACCAGAUGCCUAAUACAGGGUUCAGCUUGCAGAGCAACUGGGGCAACUGCCAUGAAUGAACAGUCUAGUCGCAGCCAUGCCAUUUUCACAGUUACUAUACAACAGCAGAAUCCAGACAUUGAGAACUCGUCUAUGAUUGCAAAGUUCCAUCUUGUGGAUCUAGCAGGAUCUGAAAGAUCAAAAAAGACUAAAACAACGGGAGAGAGGUUCAAAGAAGGGGUACAUAUAAAUAGAGGUCUCCUUGCUCUAGGAAAUGUGAUUUCAGCAUUAGGUGAAGAGGGUCACCAAAAGUGUUACAUCUCUUACCGAGACAGCAAACUUACUCGAUUGUUGCAAGAUUCUCUUGGUGGUAACUCAUUUACAUUAAUGAUAGCAUGUGCUAGUCCAGCGGAUUAUAAUUUAGAAGAAACUCUCAGUACAUUGCGUUAUGCUGACCGAGCCAAAAGAAUUAAGAACAAACCAAUUGUGAACCAGGAUCCCCGAUCCACAGAAAUUGCCAGAUUGAAACAGCAUAACCAGGAACUCCGCUUAGAACUUUUAGCCAAAACUGGAAGUGGAGGAUGCCCAGCACAUCACAAACAUCUUGAAGAAGAUAUAACAAAUCUUGUUACUAGGAACCGUAUGCUUACUGAAGAGCUAAAUGAUGCUUUAAGUGCAAGUACCAAUCUGUUUGAACGUGCUCUUCUGGCAGAAGUUGCAAGAGAUCGAAUGAAAUUGAAGCUUUGUGAAUUGCAAGCAGAAUAUGGUCAAGCCAUGGAUAGCUUAAGUCAGACAGUGGAGCAAGAAAAUUGUCCAGCAACAUUUCUAGAACAGUUGAAGAGUUUACGUGAUCUGCAGUUAAAAAUACAGGAAUUACAGGCUGAGCAGAAGCGUAGCAGUGACGAGAUCUUGAAUCACGAACUCUCGAGUGGUCUUUCACAUAAACAAGCAGAGCCAGAGCAGAAUGAAGAUGGUGAUUUAUAUGAAAACCUGCCUGAGACACAUCUUGAGAUUGAUGAGUGCCACCAAUCUCACACUCUGCAACAGGCAGAGCGUACAAAAGAACUGCAGGAGUUGAAUAAGAAAUUGGCAUUAAAGGAAGAAUUAGCAUCAAAAUUGAUGGCCAGUAUGAACCACAUGUCUACAAUACGUACUGACUAUGAGAACAGCAUGAAAGACUUGCAGCAACAGAUUUCUGAUUUACAAAAAGAAAAGGAUGAAUUGAUGCAUGUUCUUCAGAAUGUACAGAACAACAGUUCAAACAAGAUAUCUGAACAGAGAAGGAAACGACUUCAGGAAUUGGAGCAAAAGAUUUCUGCACUCAGCAAGAAAAUAGCUGAGCAGGGGAAAAUAAUCAAAAUGAAGGAGAAAAAUGAUGAGCGAAUCACUCAGCUUAAUGGUGAAAUUCAGGGCAUGAAGCAGGUAAAAGUGAAACUUAUACGUCAGAUGAGAUCAGAAAACGAGCGUUUUCGUUCAUGGAAACAGGAGAGAGAGAAAGAAUUGAUAAAAUUGCGUGUUCAAGACAGACGGCGCCAAAAUGAGAUGGCACGUAUGGAACGUCUUCACACAAAACAGCAGAAUGUUCUGAAGCGAAAGGUGGAGGAAGCAGUUGCUGUCAAUAAACGUCUAAAAGAUGCUUUAGCUGUUCAGAAAAGUGCUCAGGAAAGACGACUGCAGCAGCAUGGGACAGCAGCUAAGGUUCAGCUGUGGAUUGAUCAAGAGCUGGAAGUACUAGUGAGCACCAUAGAUGCUGAGAGGACACUGGAACAGUUAAUGGAAGACAGAGCUGUUCUUCAUGGACAGCUAGACCAGUUGAAGACUCAAUUGCAACAGAGUGAAGUUAGUGGUGAAGACCUGUUUGGCAUAGAGGAAGAUAUAAGACAGCUGAAUGAAGACAUAGACCUGAGGAAUGCUCAGAUAGCAGACUUGCAGCAGAAGAUUAUUGAUUCUGAUCAGGAAAAUAAAGCAAAGACCCGAUGGGAUACCAUACAGUCUAUGGCAGAUGCAAAAUGUGCGUUUAAACAUCUGUUUGAGUUGGCUUCUGGAAUGAAGAGAGAUGCUUCUAACAAAGAAUCCAAAUAUGAGGAACUUCUGUCUACGCACCAUAAAGUGCUUAGUAAAUUGGCACAGUAUGAACAGCAGUUGAAAGAAGAAUCUGAAAAUCAUCAACAGGAGAUCAUCAGCAUUGAAAGGGAGCACCAGGAAAAGGUUCUUCUUUUGCUGCGUCAGCUUCCAAUACCUGUAAACUGUGAAACUGGAGAGACUGGCCUAGCUCAGCGUCUUCACAUACAAAACCAGGAACUAGAAAAGAUGGAAAUUUUGAGGAAAGAACUAGCAGAUAAGACUGAUGAAUUAGACAAACUGAAGUGUCGGUUAACAGCCAAAGAAAAGAAAAUGAAUCAGACUGUCACCAUUUCAGUCAAAAAGUUUUCAAACAAGGAUCUUCAGUCUUACCAUGAUACAGAAGAUAUAUUGGAUGAUGAACUUGAUGGUGAAGAUGAUAAUGUUGAUUUAGACCCUGACUGGCAGAAAACACCAAUCUUCAAACGAAUUCAGAAGUUGAAGAGUCACAGAUUUUCUGCGCACCCUGAGCAGGAGCACGCCGUGAAGAGAAACUGCGAUGGUCAGGUCAGGUGCAUGUGUAAGGGUGUGUGUAAAAACAAACUCUGUGGGUGCAGGAAGAUUGGCUUAAGGUGCUCAAAAGUCUGCAGAUGUGACCACUCCACUUGUCACAACCAAGACCAGAAUUCAAAGGCAUUAUUUUCUGAUAGCAGUAGUGAAAGUGUUGGUGAUGAAAAUAGAGAUCCAGAAGAAGAAAGCUCUAAAAAGCCACGAGCAUUGCUUGAUAAAGAAGAUGUGUUUGAUGGCACCAUACGAAAGCAUAGAAAUCCUGGGAAGUACUUUGCUGAUUCUCCAUGAUAAUGUUAAUAUAUCACGUGUGUGUAUGAAAUGCAGUUGAUUUCAUUAAUAUAAAUCUAAGUUUUAAAGUAUAAUGUUCUUUACAUUUGUAAUGUGGUUUGAGUUGUAUAAACUUUGUGUGUGAUGUGUGUAUUAAUAAUGAAUAGUGAAACCAA